AUGUUUAUGGUCACCAAAUCUUUGAAAAAAUGUCUAAAUUUUCAAAUAUUUGCGGAUAAAGAUUUUGUUUCACUUUUUAUGGGAGUAAAUCUUCGGCAAAAUAUCCUCAAAGAUUUUGAAAUGGGGCAAAAGUCGCUCGGUUGACAAAAUGUUUGACAAACAUUUUGAAAUGGGGCAGGUCGCGAAAAUGUUUGGGCGGCGGAAAAGGCAAGUAGCGCCGCGUUUUCGGCACAUACGCCGCCAACACACACAAACACCCCCAACAACACAAGAACACACGAACACAUCUACACACACACUCACGAGAAGGCCGCGCCGACGAGAAGGCCACGCCCAACAUGGACGAGGAGUCCAUAAUGGCCGGGGCUGCUGCCGCAGCAUCGAGUUUGCAGAACAUUAUGCACACGUUCGACUCCGAUGGUGAGCAUGAUGACCAAGAACCGGGUGGUUUGUUCGGCGAUCUGCGGGUGGAGGAGGAGGAGGAGGAGCAGCGCGAGAAGCACAUCCGGCGCUCCUACCCUCGCCCGGAAUACUGGCGGUCAACCUGGGGGAAGUGGGUACUGAAGCUGCGAGAGCUGAAUGCUGCGGAGGAGGGGCUGGACCCGGAAUGUCGAGAAGCUGUGCAGUUUGCCGGCACCUUCCGCAUCCCUUUCGUGUUGUUCGAGAGCAUCAUGCAGACGGUCACCUCCAUCUUCCAGUCUUCAGCCAGAGACGUCGCGGGCAGGGAUUGCCCACCCGUGGAACUCAAGGUGAUGGGUACUUUGAAGGUGUUGGCGUCGGGAUGCUGCUUCCAGGACGUCGCUUCCUUCUCUCUGAUGAGCCGCACGACCGCAGAGACUUCUUUCCACCAUUUCUGCGAGAAGUUUUCCGAGGGCCUCUGGGACACUUGGGUGAAACUCCCGGGCGGGGAUGAAUUCAAGAAGGUCGAGGAGAUCUACCGCAAGUGUGGUUACCCGGGGGCGAGGUGAUCUACGGACUGCACCCACUUCUGUUGGCCGGGCUGCCCGUUCUCCGUUAAGAACACCCACACCGGCAAGGAGAGCUACACGUCGCUGGUGGUGGAGUGCACGUGCGACCAUUCUGGCCGCAUCAUCGCGGCAACCAAGACUUACCCGGGAGCCGAGAACGACAAGACGGUCAUCGCACGGGACAAGUCCAUCUGGCGAAUACGAGAUGAGGAGCCGUGGAAGAGCUAUGAUACAAGUUCAAGCUCUACAACGCCGACGGCACAGAGACGGAGUACAC
This is a messenger RNA of Ectocarpus sp. CCAP 1310/34, 1245 nucleotides long. The record is from the annotation of a GenBank genome assembly. Lineage: Eukaryota; Phaeophyceae; Ectocarpales; Ectocarpaceae.